GGCGCGCGGCGCGGCUCCGCGUGCGGCGGCGGUGAGGGCAGCUCCCGACCCCUUCCCUUCGGGACGGCCGGGACCGGGACCCGCCCCACCCGAGCGGCCCCGUUCCCUUCGGGACGGCCGGGACCGGGACCCGCCCCACCCGAGUGGCCCCGUUCCCUUCGGGACGGCCGGGACCGGGACCCCGCCCCACCCGAGCGGCCCCGUUCCCUUCGGGACGGCCGGGACCGGGACCCCGUCCCACCCGAGCGGCCCCGUUCCCUUCGGGACGGCCGGGACCGGGACCCCGCCCCACCCGAGCGGCCCCGUUCCUUCGGGACGGCCGGGACCCCGCCCCAUCGCGCUCCGUGCCGCACCUUGGAGCGCCUUCCCCUUCCCAGCCCGCUCCUCGCAGCGCUCCAGUUCCCGAGGCUGUUGGCUUCUCCUCGACCCCCGCCACCAUGUUUGUCCUGGUGGAGAUGACUGACACUGUAAGAAUUCCUCCCUGGCAGUUUGAAAGGAAACUGAACGAAUCUAUUGCUGAAGAGCUAAACAAGAAAUUGGCCAAUAAGGUUGUAUACAAUGUUGGGCUCUGCAUCUGUCUGUAUGAUAUCACAAAGCUGGAAGAUUCAUACAUAUUUCCUGGGGAUGGUGCAUCACAUACCAAGGUGCAUUUCCGCUAUGUGGUCUUCCAUCCCUUCCUGGAUGAGAUUCUGAUUGGACAGAUUAAAAGCUGCAGUCAGGAUGGCGUCCACGUUUCUCUUGGAUUCUUUGAUGAUAUUGUCAUCCCACCAGAAUCCCUGCAGCAGCCAGCUAAGUUUGAUGAAGCAGAGCAGGUGUGGGUGUGGGAAUAUGAGACAGAAGAAGGGGCCCAUGACCUUUACAUGGACAUUGGGGAAGAGAUCCGCUUCCGAGUCGUGGAUGAGACGUUUGUUGAUACGUCACCAACCGGUCCAAGCUCUGCAGAGGCUUCCACUUCAAAUGCUGCAGAAGAGGUCCAGAAGAAGGAGGCACCCUACACUCUUGUGGGAUCAAUCAGCGAGCCAGGCCUGGGACUCCUGUCAUGGUGGACAAACAGUUAGCUGCGAUCAGAGCCUGCUCCACAGAAAGUCUUUCCAAAGGGUGUUUGGGGGAUAAUGGGACCCUGCUGGUGCUCAUUGCUCUUCUGAAACUGAGUAAGAAAUUAGAUCUGCCAUUCUGUUUUCCCUUAAGCUUCCAAGCUGCCAGAAAGAGACAGUUGCUUUCAAGAAACAUCUUCACUGAAGUGCAGAAGUGAAUUUACAGGCACAAAAAGCCUUGAGCACAGCAGCUACAAACUCAGCUGGAGCUCUGGUCUCCUGCCCUGGAGGGAAAAUUCUGGAGCUCUUGGCUUGCCUGAAUCAAGGAAAGAGUUGACUUUAGUGAGUAAAGGCAGUAGAGAAUACCUAUUGAGAAGUACCACUCUUAGGCUGGGAGCUUGAUCUCAGAGCAGAAACCUGCCCUUCUUUUGACAGAAGAUGAAGAAGAAACAGCAAAAGACUUGAGUUAGUAGAGGUGUGGUACUCUGAGACCUGGAAAAUGCUGCUGCUGAGAGAGCAGGGGAGGUGGUGGUGAUGUUCUGCUAAGUUUGGGAACUUCACCCAUGGAUGAAGUUAGCCAGAAGGAACAGGAAUGACAGUUUACCCAAAAGUAACUCAGGCUUAGCGAAGAUGACCAGUAUAGAAAACUACAGGCUGUUUAUUGUGUUGAAUGGAAUUACUUUUUUGGGUGGGCUGUAUUUAUGCAGAAUGAGCUGAACUUUGCAGGAGUUUGACUGAAAAUAUGAAAUUAUGGACUGAAAUGGAUGAAGGCUGCUUUGAGCAAGCUAAAUCCUUGUUUGUGGGGGUUUUAAUACUGUAAGUGGAAUAAAUAGUAUAAACCACA
This is a messenger RNA of Taeniopygia guttata (zebra finch), 1878 nucleotides long. RefSeq names its product RNA polymerase III subunit H (gene POLR3H). Gene Ontology annotation, cellular component: RNA polymerase III complex. The record is from RefSeq and is a predicted model, not a curated record. Lineage: Eukaryota; Metazoa; Chordata; Aves; Passeriformes; Estrildidae. Gene Ontology annotation, biological process: transcription initiation at RNA polymerase III promoter; DNA-templated transcription. Gene Ontology annotation, molecular function: DNA binding; DNA-directed RNA polymerase activity.